AUGAUUGAAUGAAAUUUAGAUCUCUGCCAUCGUUAUAAGUCCGACAUUCUAGUUUCAAAUAAAAAAUUGAUGGCAUCUAUUAAGUUGAAUGGCCCGAAGAAGAAGUCUGAAAAAAUAUUCAAACAAAAACCAAAGCCGAAAAAUUACACGAAAGCCCCUCAGCCUCCACAAAAAUUUGACCCAGAAGACCAAGAGCUUUUUCAAAGCUACCAGGACAUAAUCAAGAGGAUGUUUGAAAUUAGCUUAAGUGGGUCUGAGCAAGAGCUGCUGAAACGGGAGUCCUUAUUUAAAGAAACCCAAAUUCCGAAGACGAAGCUAGUUAUUACAGACGACCCAGAAAAAAUUACAUCCCUCUGGACAUCCAUCCAAGGCUUGGUCCAUCGAGCUGUAAAUAUAGAGAAGACCAGCCAACAAGCGAAGAAAUCCAAAAAUUCGAUGCAUAUCAGGGUGAGAUCUGGGCUCAUCAACUGUCUUCAAAUCAUCUAUAAAAAGCAUGGGAAAUGGCUUCGAGAAUACAUCGGCGCGAUAAUUCCUUCUGAUGUCCGAGGGAAUGUGUGUGACAGCAUAUCAGCACAAACGCCGUUGAUAUUCAUGAUGCUAAAUGACUCGAGUAAUGAGAUUCGCUCCUUAGCAGCCACAACUCUAGCAGUGCUUCUAGAAGAAUCAACUGAGUAUGAAGCUCUUGAAUCUCUAGAUAUAUCUGGCAGAGUUUUUAAUUCAAAAUUCCACGAACUUGCAGGAAUUUUAGACAACUUGCACGAAAUUUUCAAUUUUGUGCUCAGAUCACAGCUUGCUCCUGAAGUUUUAGUAGCUGUCCUUAGAGCGACUGCUGCCUUAAUUUCCAAAACUCCUUACUCAGUCUUUUCUCCUUCUCAUCUACUAAAGAUUGCUGAAUCCGUCAUGAUUCACCUUGGUGCUUUCAAUCCUGACAUCAGGCUUGCCGUUAUAAAAUGCUUGCUCCUCCUUUUCAAUUGGAUCAAAAAUGCUUUCCAUAUUCGAAGGAGCUAAUCUUUUGGCAUUAACCUUUUCUCAUAAUAAAAAAAUUUACAUAAAAUCUUUAAUUUUAAUAAAAAUAAUUUAUAAAAUUUAUUGAUUUAAGCCCUGUUUUGUUUAAAUAAAAUUCUAAUUGCAUUUCCCAUUAAAACAGUUGGGUAUCAGACUAUUUAUAUAUAAUUUAUCAUCUUGCCCUAUAAAAUAAAAUUUUGUUCCUAUUAAAGGGUAGCAAUGAUGAAAUUUUAUGGGUAUUUUGUUCCAAUUUAAUUGGGGAGUUAAAAAAUGUCUUUAAAGAGCGAUCAGAAAAAAUAAAGCACAUUUUGACCUACGAUUUUGUAUACCAUGUCCUUGGAAGUCAAGAUUUGGUCGAAGAAAGACUUGAGUUGUUUACUAAUUUAGUUAAAAACUAUCCAGAAGAAAUGGAUGGGUUUAAAAGCUGGAUACAAGAGAAGCUUAGUAGCAUAAUGAUGGGAGAUAAUUUAUUACUACAGAAAACUGCAUUCGAGAUUACAGACGAAUAUAUAAGGGUUAAGCCAAACUGCUGUAUGGUUGAGGUCAUUGCCAGGGUUGCUUUAGUUUUGACGAAAAAGCAGCCUGUAGAUACUCUAGCGCCUUGCUUAAAUACUUUAAGCUUGCUUCCAGAUAUAAAAGUUUUGACUCAAGCUGAAGUUAAAGAACUUAUAUAUUAAUUAAAAUGAAUAAAAUUUCGAAUUAUUUACUAAUAAUUCUAAUUUUUACAAAUAUUAGCGCUUUUUAAAUAUAUAAUAGGUUUAAUGAAUUAAAAACUUAUAGAAUUUUUAAAAAAGUUUGACUUUUCAGGCAACUCCUCUUCCCUUCUAAAAAGCAUUAUUAUGAAACUUUUCGGAACUCUAGCUAAAGCCGACCUUGUCCCUGAAGACUUUUUCGACAGAGGAAUCAGUGUGAUUUCUGCUCAUCGAGAUACAAGUAACUUAAGCGUCGCUAUAAAUUCAUCGUUAGCACUAUCUUACUUCUGCUUAAAUCCGAUUAGUUUAAGCAGAAUUGAUACUAUCAUUGACAUUAUCAGAGAUAAUAGCGAAAAUCGAAGAGAAAAAGUGGUUUCUAACGCAAUCGUUUCAAUUGCUAAUCUCUUCGGCAUGUUUACUUAUGAGCAAAUCCAUAAAUAUUUUGAUGAACUAUUUGAUAUCUGCGUAAGAGGGCUAUCACAUAAAACAGCCAAAGUUGGAUGGGACGCUUGCAGAGCAUUUUUCACCUUUUUUGCAAAUGAGAGUAUGCCUCACUAUGAAAUUGCACACAAAUUGAUACCAAAUUUAAUACAAGCAGUUAAAACCCAAAAUAACUUCAAAACCAAAAUAAAUUCAUGCCAGCUUUUGAUGAAGUUUGGGAAAGAUUUGAUUGGGUAUUCAGCAGAAAUUCUGAAUUCCUUAGUUUAUUGCUUACCUCCUGUUAGUGAGGUGAGCGAAUAAAACCAUUGGAAAAAUCCAUAUUUUGGAAAAAAACCUCUCCAUGAUUGAACAAAAAAUUUUUUAUGAAAAAAAAAUUAUAUAUAAAUUAUUACUAUAAUGAAAUCUCUAUCUGGCUCUUUUGAAUUUUAAGUAAUUUACGUUUUUAAAAUAUAAGUUUGAAAAAUUCUAUUAAUUUUUGCUUCUCAAUUUUGCAAAUUGGGAUUAUACAUAGUAAUUGCCCGAGGAUGGCGCAAGAUAGCGCCAUCCUCGGGCGAUUACAAUAUAAUUUUUUUUAAAAAAAAUAACCCUCUGUAAAGCGAACAAAACUUUUUUCUCACUCACGUAGGGAGGAGGAGUUAGAAAUCGAUGGGAGAUCCAAACAUAUGGACUCCAAAACUCUUCAAUAUCAAUACGAUUUCAAGCAAGAAUCAAUUAUGUGCAUUGCACAUAUAAUUGACAUUAAUGAAGAAUUAACCCAAGAACUGAUUGAAUUUUUCAGCGAAAACUCAUUGAAUGUGUAUCAUUGGCUAAGAACUUUUGUAAUUGAUUAUGUGCAUGAAAACAAUUCAAAAGAUUCAAGUGAAUUGGAAAAUGAUAAAAGUAUUGAGAAUAUUAGAAAGUGCUGCAGAAAAUUAUGCAUGUGGGUUGAAGCAGAAUCAAGAAUUGGAGUGUCAUUUGGGCUUCUAGAGAAAUUGAAAAAGAUGGCUAGGAUUGAUGAAGAGAAGAUAAGGAAAUAUAUGGGCUAUGAGGCUGAAAAUGACUUGAUUAUUCCAUUGAAAAAUGUUUUAACCGAUAAUUAUUAG
Molecule: messenger RNA, 3220 nt
Organism: Blepharisma stoltei
Lineage: Eukaryota; Ciliophora; Heterotrichea; Heterotrichida; Blepharismidae
Source: the annotation of a GenBank genome assembly